CCUGUUCUAGAAAAUUGUUUUUCAUCUUACUUCCAUUACUGAAGCUCGUCUGCGUGGAGAAUCUAAUAAAGCUCCUUAAUGGCCUUCUGCACGUCUUGGUGGGUUCUGAUAGGGCUUUUAGGUGUUUGCUGUGAAGCAACCAAGCCAGUAGAUAAGAUGUGCACUGAGCUUAUUACUAACAGAAGUUACAGUUGUGAAGGUUUGGAGCUGACCAAGAUUCCAGAUCAACUGCCGUCCAUGACAAAAGUUCUUGAUUUCAGCUUUAACUACCUGUAUUCCCUUCAUCCCUCAACAUUCAGCAAGCUGAGGGAGCUGGUGUUUUUAGAUUUAACAAGGUGCCAGAUUAAUUGGGUAUAUGAAGAUGCAUUUGAGAACAAUUCUCAUCUGGAAACUAUAAUCUUGAUGGGAAAUCUUCUUCUUUUCAUUGGAAAUACAGCAUUUGCAGGACCUCUGUCACUGAAGCACCUUGACCUCACCCAAACAGGACUCACUGGUUUAAGAUUUAUUCCCAUGCAAGAUCUGGGUAGCCUGGAAAUCCUGAUACUAGGAAACAACUACAUUCAAUCUCUAAAGUUCCCAUCAAAUUUCAAAACUAGAAACCUAAAAUAUUUGGAUUUUCAGAUGAACAACAUCCAAAAAAUAUCUGCUAAAGAUGUAAUGCUAUUUAAAAAAUUAAGCAAUCUGACUCUCAUACUAAAAGGGAAUGAUAUUGUGCAUAUUGACACUGGGGCUUUUAGCUCUAUUUCUUUUUACAGUUUGGACUUGAGCGGUUGUGUUGAUAUUCCCAUCAUCUUGAAAGGUUUAGAAGGGGGUCGAUCUGUUGCUCUUCAUCUUGGGACUUUUUUGGAUUCAGAUGUACUUCCAAUAAGUCCUACUGCACUGCAGAGCAUUGGCAAUGUAUCUGUAGACCACCUCACUCUCCAGUAUCGUACUUUCCUAAAUCUCUCUUGUGAAACAUUCAAGUGGUUGACUAAACUUCAGACACUGGACUUGACCCAUACCUCACUCUCUGAGAUACCUCUUGGACAUCAUAAGAUAGAUAUGCUGAAGGAAAUAAAUCUCAACAACAAUGAAUUUGUCCACCUUUGUGACAUCAGACCUUCUGCUUACCCCACUGUCACACAUCUGUACAUCAGAGGAAAUUCUAAGGAAUUGGAUUUGGGUGCUGGAUGUUUAGACUCUUUGUCAAACCUUCAAUAUCUUGACUUGAGCAACAGUCAGAUAGAAGAUUUGGAUUGCUGCAGGAAGCAGUUCUCUGUGCUGAACACUUUGCAACAUGUUAACAUGAGCUACAACAAGAAGUUGUUACUCCAUAGUACAGCCUUUAAUGGAUCUGCUCACUUGAAGGUCCUGGAUCUGGCUUUCACACGCAUUGAAACCACUAAUGCCUCCGAGGGACCUUUUAGCAAUCUGCGUUUUUUGCAGAUCCUAAACCUUUCGUUUUCUCAAAUUGGUCCAAAUAUUCAGCACAUCUUACAAGGUCUAGAGUCUCUUCGUGUCUUAAAUCUAAAGGGAAAUAAUUUUGAACCUGAGACCAUUCUGAAUGGCCACCUUUUUCAGCAAGUGUACAAUUUAGAGGUGUUAAUUUUAUCUCACUGCAAAUUGUUGGCCAUAGAAACCAAAGCCUUUUCCGCCCUCAGAAAGCUACAGCAUGUGGACGUGAGCCACAACGAUCUUAUUACAUUCAAUUCAGGAGCCUUUUUUAAUCUUAGGAACAUCUAUCUCAAUUUUGCCAAUAACGGGAUCCAUAUUAUCCCACGUGAUAUGCUGACUAAUUUAUCUGGCCAGAGCAUAAUCAAUUUAAGUUACAAUCCACUGGAAUGCACCUGUUCCAAUACUGGAUUAUUAACUUGGUACAAGCAAAACAUAGAUAAAAUUGAAGGCUUUGAAGAGACAGUCUGCUCUGAGCCCAAGUCACUAGCUGGUACUAAGCUCCUCUUUGUAAAUCUGUCUUGUGGGUAUAGCACUGCGAAGGUAAUAUUGAUUACCUUUGUUGUGAUAACAGUAAUUGCAGUGACCUUCAUUCUGAUCAUACGCUUUUUAUAAAGAAAGUACCAACACAUUUAA
Messenger RNA from Anolis sagrei ordinatus, 2067 nucleotides. It is a transcript of the gene CD180, whose product is annotated as CD180 molecule. Gene Ontology annotation, molecular function: protein binding. Lineage: Eukaryota; Metazoa; Chordata; Lepidosauria; Squamata; Anolidae. Gene Ontology annotation, cellular component: extracellular matrix. The record is from RefSeq and is a predicted model, not a curated record. Gene Ontology annotation, biological process: positive regulation of lipopolysaccharide-mediated signaling pathway; B cell proliferation involved in immune response; cellular response to lipopolysaccharide.